CCCAGCACCCCAAGCAGCAGUCCGAGCGGCGUUUGGUCGUGAAUUUCGACGACUAGACUUCGGAAGGCAAAUGUGUCGUUUUUGCCCAUAAUUUCCCAUAUCUCUGUCUCUAGCAUAGUCAGAUAUUUUAUUCGAUAUGUGCUAGAAUGGCCUCUUCUUCAAAAAAGAAAGAAACACAGGCAGCGAAUGACAGUAACAUCGGGGAUGAUUCCAGUGAGAAGCAGACCAAGAAAAAGAAGGCACUAGAAAACUCUGAAGCUUUGGCUACAGGGUCUUCAAAGAAGUCAAAUGGAAACAAGAAAAGAAAGCGUGAAAAUGACAAAGAGGAUGAAGACACCACAGUGGGCGGCAGUGCUUGUCUUUCAGAAGAUGAACAGCCUUCUAAGAUAGCAAAGGCAGACAAUAGAGACCAAGAACCUGCAGAGGAUAAACCAAUAGUAGACCAGGAGGGGCCUUCUCAGACCAAAGCACAGGCUGUUGCUAUGGAAAUGAAUCUAGAGCUACCGGAUCAACAAUUGAGUAAGGAAGAUGAGGAAGGUGUUACUUAUGUAAAGUUCACCAAGGCCAUGAGACCAGCAGUUGCAAGUGCAAACCCAGGUGUUGCACACACCAGGAUCAAUGCUCUUCUAGGAGCCAUGUGGCAGGACUUCAAGACUGCCCAGGGACCUAGUAGCCCCGCAUCACGAUCCAGUUCUAAGAAAUCAUCAGCCAAGAAAAAGAAAGCCCAGAGCAAGAACAAGAAAGCUGACUCAGAUGGCUACCUAUCUCCUGCAUACUCUGAUUUUGAUGAGUUUGACAUUGAAAGUGAUGAUAGUGGCCCUGUUACUACAAAAUCUCGGCCUAAAAUCAAGCUUCCCUUCCUCAGCAGGUUGAAGGGAAAAAUGCGAGAUAAGAAAAGCAAAGGUGAUGAUGAUAGUGAUAAAGGCAGUGAGGCAAGUACCACAAGUAGCCGAAGCAAAAAGACCAAAGUCAAGACCAGAGGCAAGAGAAAGAAUGAUGACAGAGAUAAUGAUGAGAGUGAUAAUAGCAUCAGAGAAAUACGAGUCAGCAAGUCCCGUAAGAAGGUUGUACGGAAGCCUUCAAUCAAGAUCAAGGAUACUACGAUAAAGAAAGACAAGCACAGUAAGAGGCGACACAGGACAUGUGAUGAUGAUGAAGUGAUGGGAGUGGAUGAGCACCAAGACUACUGUGAGGCAUGUGAUGAGGGGGGAGACCUCUUGCUCUGUGACACCUGUACCCUUUCAUACCAUCUGGGAUGCUUGAAUCCUGCCUUGGAUGAGCCACCUGAGGGACGCUGGAGCUGUCCUGUUUGUGAGGUGGAGAUGACAAGCAGCUCAAGUGAAGACAUCCACAGCGACUACUGCCGUGUGUGUAAGGAUGGUGGUCAGCUCUUGUGCUGUGACAAGUGUCCCAUGGCGUAUCAUCUCAAGUGCCUUAUUCCACCCAUGAUGAGAGUACCCACUGGGGAAUGGAAAUGCCCAAGGUGUCAGAGUGAACCAUUAAAGGGCAAAGUUGAGAGGAUAUUGCACUGGAGAUGGGUCACUCUUCCCAUCCCACCAGAUUACCAAGCUCUUACUCCAGAAGGGGAAGAACAAAAGGACAAAACUGUAGAUACUUACACCACCCGGGAGUUCUUUGUGAAGUGGAGAGAAAAAUCCUACUGGCACUGCUCAUGGAUCACUGAGCUUCAGAUUGAGAUCCAACAUCCAGAAAUGUUCAGGGCAUUCUCACGUAAAAAUGACAUGGAUGAACCCCCACCACUAAGUGAUGAUGAUGAUGAAGACAGCAUUGAAGACGGCCAGCACCCCAGCCCAACUGCCAAGUCUAAAGCAAAAGAGCAGGAUGAGAAUAAUUUGGAGGCAAGGUUCUACCGAUAUGGGGUCAAUCCUGAGUGGCUACAAAUUAACAGAAUCAUGAACCACAGAGUAUUGAAGGAUGGCUUUGAGGAAUUCUUUGUCAAGUGGCGAGAUGUUCCUUACAGUCAGAGUACAUGGGAGAGCCCUGACGACCCCAUCAACCACCAGAUCAGUGACUUUAAAGAGUAUAUCAAGAAAUAUUACGCUCAUAGGGAAGGAUAUGACAAGAAGAUUAAAGCAAAGAAAGGAAAGAACAAAAAAUCAAAAAAGACUCUUCCCACUGGAGAUACACCUGAGGAAGAAUCUAAACCAGAUAUUGAACCUGCUCAACCGAUCCCUACUCCUCAAGUCAAUUGCAAGGAGAGGUACGAGAAACAACCUGCCUAUCUUGACGAGACAGGUGGGAAACUUCAUGAAUAUCAGAGGGAGGGCUUGAAUUGGCUGCGCUUCUCUUGGGCCCAAGGGACAAACACCAUCUUGGCUGAUGAGAUGGGUCUUGGCAAGACCAUCCAAACAAUCAGCUUCCUGUACUCUCUCAUGAAAGAGGGUCAUUCCCAAGGGCCGUUUUUAGUGAGUGCUCCACUCUCAACCCUUGUCAACUGGGAGCGUGAGUUUGAGUUCUGGGCUCCAGACAUGUAUGUGGUUACCUAUGCUGGCGACAAAGAAAGUCGAGCUACCAUUAGAAACUUUGACUUCUCAUUUGACGAAGAUGCUUUCAAAAGUGGCCUGAAGGCUUAUAAACUGAAGAAAGACAGCCCAGUCAAGUUCCAUGUCCUGCUCACUUCCUAUGAGCUUGUGAGUAUCGACUCUGCCAGUCUUCAGUCCAUUGACUGGGCGAUGCUGGUAGUGGAUGAAGCUCACAGACUGAAGAAUAAUCAAUCAAAGUUUUUCCGCACACUUAGUGACUACAACAUAGGCUACAAACUAUUGCUAACAGGAACCCCACUACAGAACAACUUGGAGGAGCUAUGGAAUCUAUUGUUUUUCCUUGACCCAGUUGAGUUCAACAACAAGAAUAACUUUCUUACUGAGUUUGAUAAUGUUGCCAAAGAAGACCAGAUCAAAAAGCUCCAUGACAUCCUUGGCCCACACAUGUUGCGAAGACUGAAAGCUGAUGUCCUCAAGGGGAUUCCAUCCAAGAGUGAACUCAUCGUCAGAGUAGAGCUCAGUCCAAUGCAAAAGAAGUACUACAAGUGGAUUCUUACUCGCAACUUUGAAGCACUGAAUACCAAAGGAGCUCAACAGGUUUCACUGCUGAACGUCAUGAUGGAGUUGAAAAAAUGUUGUAAUCACCCAUAUCUUUUCCAUGCUGCUGCAUUGGAAGCAAAACGCACACAAAGUGGUGGCUACGAGCCUAACAGCUUGACCGAAGCAAGCGGCAAGCUAAUGCUGCUUGUGAAAAUGUUAAAGAAGCUGCGAGAGCAGGGACAUCGUGUGCUGAUCUUCUCCCAGAUGACACGUAUGUUAGACUUGCUGGAAGACUUCCUGGAGGGUCAUGGGUACAAAUAUGAGCGGAUUGAUGGGUCAGUCAAUGGAGCAGCCAGACAAGAAGCCAUUGAUCGCUUCAAUGCCCCCACAUCUCAGGCUUUCUGUUUCCUUUUGUCUACUCGUGCUGGUGGUCUAGGCAUUAAUCUUGCAACCGCAGACACGGUUUUCAUCUAUGACUCCGACUGGAACCCACACAAUGACAUCCAAGCAUUCAGCCGUGCUCACAGGAUAGGCCAAAACAACAAGGUUAUGAUUUACCGUUUUGUCACAAGAUCAUCAGUUGAAGAGCGCAUCACCCAGGUGGCAAAGAAGAAGAUGAUGCUUACCCAUCUUGUGGUGCGGCCAGGCUUGGGCUCCAACAAGGCCACUAUCAUGUCCAAGAGUGAACUGGAUGACAUCCUCAAGUUUGGUACUUCAGAGCUCUUCAAGGAUGACGACACCAAGGAUGGAGAAUCAGGUGAUAGUGUAGUGUUCCACUAUGAUGACAAGGCGAUUACCAGCUUGUUGGACCGGGAUCAGCAAGUCAUGGAGGAUGAAGUCAAGGACGAGCCUAUGCUGGCCAACGAGUAUCUUGCAUCAUUUAAGGUUGCUAGUUACAUUGUCAAACAGAAGGAGGAAGACGUGGAAGUCCUGAAGCAAGCCCCAGAGACCACAGACCAGGACUACUGGGAGAAGCUGUUGCGCCAUCACUACGAACAGUUCCGAGAGGAUGAAGCCCGUGAACUUGGCAAAGGGAAGAGAAUCCGCAAGCAGGUUAACUAUGUGGAUACUGGCAUUGAGGAUCAAGACGACUCUGCGAUCUGGAGUAAAGACUUGUCUGACUUUGAAGGGGACGACCUCAGCGGCCUUGAAGAUGAAGAUGAGUCAGAUGAAGAGUUCAACCAGAAAACUGAAGGACAGAGACGAGGUAGACGUCCUCCAAGGGAAGACACAAUGCCCCCCAUGCUGGCAAGAGUACAGGGGAAUUUAGAGGUGUAUGGCUUCAGUCUGCGCCAGCGGAAGGCAUUCUUGAAUGCAGUAAUGCGCUAUGGGCUGCCACCUCAAAAAGACAUCACCAAGUCACAGUGGUUUGUCCGUGACUUGCGUGGCAAGGGAGAAAAGGCUGUGCAGGCUUACUCGUCCAUGUUCUUGCGCCACUUGUGUGAGCCUGGCUAUGAUGGCGGCAGCCAGUUCAGUGAUGGAGUACCACGUGAAGGACUCCACCGCCAACAGGUGCUCACGCGUAUAGGCGUAAUGAGCCUCAUCAGAAAAAAGGUGGAAGAGUUUGCCCCCAUCAAUGGAUGGGACUGUAGCAAGCUAGAGAGCACUCCCCUUGAACCACGCGGACCCAGCAGGGCGUCAUCAGGCGUGUCUACUCCAGUCGCUACUCCUGAACCCAAGAAAGAGGAACCUGAGGAGAAACCAAGUCCAUCCCCCAAGACAGCAAAUAAAAGCGAAUCAGAAAAAGGGAAAGGCGAAUCAGAGAAGGACAAAGGUGAAUCAGAGAAGGACAAAGGCGAAUCAGAGAAGGACAAAGGCGAAUCAGAGAAGGACAAAGGCGAAUCAGAGAAGGACAAAGGCGAAUCAGAGAAGGAAAAGUGUCAGUCAGAGAAGGAAAAGUGUGAGUCAGAGAAGGAAAAGUGUGAGUCAGAGAAGGAAAAGUGUGAGUCAGAAAAGAAGGUCGAGGAGAGUAAAGAUGAAAAUCCUGAAGAGAAAAUAGAGGAGAAAAAGGACGAUACCGCUAGUGAGAAAAAAGAAAGCUCUGAGGAGAAAAUGGAGGUCGAUGGCGAAGAGCAGAAGGUGGAGAAAUCACCAGAAAGUGUGGAUAAAACUGAAGGCCACGAGAGGACUGAUGUGGAAGAUGAUGAAAAGAAAGCAGACGAUUCAAACGAAGACAUUGGGAAGAAAGACGAGAGCAGAGAUCAAGCGGAAGAUGCAAAAAAAGAAGAAAGUAAAACAGAGGAGAUGGAGACGGAUGCCGAAUCGAAACAAGAGGAGACUGGUAACGCCACCGUAGACUCCACUAAGCCAACCGCCGAGGCAAAAGACGAGAAAACAGAUGAUACCAAAGAGACUAAAGAGGGAUUAAAAGGGGAUAAAUCUGAUCCUGUCACCACGCCCAAAGCCGAGGAGAAAUCGCCAAAGGCCGAGGCUCUUCGCAAGCCCGAGAAGAAGUUCAUGUUCAAUAUUGCUGAUGGCGGCUUCACGGAAUUGCACACGUUGUGGGAGGUGGAAGAGAAACGCAAGUGUGAUGAUAUCUGGUGGCGCAAGCACGACUACUGGCUCCUAGCUGGAGUUGCUUACCAUGGCUAUGCGAGAUGGCAGGAUAUCGCCAACCAUCACAUGUUCGCUGUUAUCAACGAGCCCUUUAAGAAUGUGUCAUUAGAAUACAAGAACAGGUUCAUCGCCAGGCGUUUUAAGUUACUCGAGCAGGCGUUAAUCAUUGAAGAGCAACUCAAGCGAGCGGAUAAACUAAACUUGAAGCAGGACGCCCAGCACCCGGCCAUGGCACUUAACGCUAGGUUUGCAGAGCUUGAGUGUCUAGCAGAAAGUCACCAGCACUUAUCCAAGGAAUCCCUGAGCGGAAACAAGCCGGCGAACGCUGUCCUUCACAAAGUUUUGAACCAGCUGGAGGAGCUGCUGGCGGACAUGAAAGGUGACGUCAACCGUCUACCCUCGACCCUAGUACGAAUGCAAACGGUAGCCAACCGCUUGGGGAUGUCCGAGCGGAGCAUUCUGAGCCAGCUCACUAAGGGUGACGGUAAACAUGACGUCGCUACUCUUCCGGUGCCUGCAGGAGCUGCAACUGUACGUCCCAACAUCCAGCCCAAGCCCACUUACCCGCCUGCUGCCGGCGGCGCAACCAUCUCAGUCAAGCCCCCUGUACCUACAACGUUGAUGCUUCCGAGCUUUUCCAACACUGCAAUGCGCCCUGUGAACCCCACCCCACAGAUUUUACCCAAGGCCACGCCCUCUGUUCUGUCUCCGACACCGACGCCUUACGUGUCAACUUUGAUCACGCGACCUGGGGUUCCUGCCUCGGCCGCGACACAGCCAUCACCACAGAGCUCGCGCCCACCGGCCUCUCAGUCCGCUGCACAGACAUCAGCGACUCCUGUCAUCAACAGCGUGUUCAGCCUUAGCCCCGCCGGAAGUCCUUCUUCCACUCCUCGGAGCGGGACUCCCCCCUCAGGGACUACAUCCUUAGCCAAGCCUACACUAAGUAAGAAAGCCAGCGCGCUUGUGGACAACCAGUUAUCCUCUAUUAUACGUAACAAGGCGUCGGCGAUGGGGCUGAUUCGCCCAUCUACGAGCCCCUCCCUACAGUCCCCUGGAGACUCCGGGGUGUCACCAGCGUCCUCACCCUCAGCUGCGACCGCUACCUUGGAACCUGGUCAGAAGCCGACUGAAGGCGGCGAGAAGUCUCCUGACAUUAUUUGUCUAGAUUAGUAGAGUACAUUUGACUUCAUUAUCUUAUCGCUUCUCAAAUCACAACCGCCCACGUAUCAAACCACUGGGCAAAGUACAUUAUAAUAAUUUUAUCCUGCUAUCGUUCUAUGAAUAUAACGUAUGAUAAAAUUUAUUAACCCUAGAUUGAUUGUCGUUACCGAACAGAAUAGUUCAAUCUACUUGUUAUAUUUAUAAACAACCUCCUUAUUGGAAAGUAAAUUUAUCAUCUACCUA
Messenger RNA from Nematostella vectensis (starlet sea anemone), 7007 nucleotides. RefSeq names its product chromodomain-helicase-DNA-binding protein 4. The record is from RefSeq and is a predicted model, not a curated record. Gene Ontology annotation, biological process: negative regulation of transcription by RNA polymerase II; chromatin remodeling. The coding region runs from base 147 to 6773 and encodes 2208 amino acids. Gene Ontology annotation, molecular function: ATP hydrolysis activity; DNA binding; histone binding. Gene Ontology annotation, cellular component: nucleus; chromatin. The transcript has 45 exons. Lineage: Eukaryota; Metazoa; Cnidaria; Anthozoa; Actiniaria; Edwardsiidae.